GGAGAUCCUGAGGCCGAAAGCGACGAGGACGCUGACGAAGAGGAAGUGAAGGAGGCCCUGGCUAGACCUCCGCCUGUGAAUAGUGAUUAUCUUCCUCUCCCUUGGAAAGGCCGCCUUGGCUAUGCUUGUCUGAACACUUAUCUUCGAAACUCAACCCCUCCGGUCUUUCAGUCUCGCACAUGUCGCAUACAGUCGAUCCUGGAGCAUCGCCACCCUCUGCAAGACCCAUCUCAGCCCGAGCAUCCGACCAAAAAUCGGCCAGAUCGUAGCAAGCCUGCCGACGUCGCACUGGGUCAGAAAUAUGUCGAGGAGCUAUGUCUUGCAAAUGUCCGAGACAUCGCGAAGAUGAUCCGUUGGAAUCAUCGCUAUCACAUCAAGUUCCUCCGCCUGUCCUCCGAAAUGUUUCCAUUUGCAUCACAUCCCGAAUAUGGGUAUAGCCUCGCUCCAUUUGCGAGCGAAGCUUUAGCAGAGGCUGGUAAAGUCAUCGCACAGCACGGCCAUCGUGUGACUACACAUCCUGGCCAGUUCACUCAGCUUGGAAGCCCCAGACGAUCCGUCAUAGACAACGCCAUCCGCGAUCUUGCCUACCACGAUGAGCUACUGACGCUGCUGAAACUACCGGAGCAGGACAACAAAGACGCCGUCAUGAUUCUCCAUAUGGGUGGAGUCUUUGAGGGCAAAGAGGAGACCCUCCAGAGAUUCCGUGAGGAGUAUGUCAAGUUGCCUCAGAGCAUCAAGAACCGUCUCGUGCUUGAGAACGACGAUGUCAGCUGGACGGUACAUGAUCUCCUGCCCGUCUGUGAAGAGCUCAACAUUCCUCUGGUACUCGACUAUCACCAUCACAACAUCAUGUUCGACGCAGACAAAAUUCGAGAGGGCACCAAAGACAUCAUGGAUCUAUACCCUCGAAUCAAAGCCACUUGGGAUCGGAAAGGCAUAAAGCAGAAGAUGCAUUAUUCAGAGCCAACCCCAGCAGCAAUCACUGGACGCCAACGUCGCAAGCACAGUCCUCGCGUAGCGACGUUACCACCGUGCGCCCAGGACAUGGAUUUGAUGAUUGAGGCCAAAGACAAAGAGCAGGCCGUACUCGAGCUGAUGCGCAUUUUCAAGCUCCCUGGAUAUGACACCUUCAACGAUGUGCUACCCUACACCAGAAAUGACGAUAACAAAGUCGCGCUUGCCGCUAUGAACAAAAAGAAGAAGUCCAACGACGAACCUGACCCAGUCUUGAUACCUGAAGAAGAUGUGGGCAUGGGUGGUCCAGAAGGACGCGUAUACUGGCCACCAACCAUGGAAGAGUGGCUACGCCCCAAGAAGCGCGAAGUCAAGAAGAAAGAUGGUGCUGAAAAGGCACCAACCAAAGCACAGAAAGCCAAACGAGAAGCCGCAGAGAUAUAUGCGGCAAAUGAGGCUGCGAAGAACGCUGGGAAAACAGAACCAGAUGUCAAGGAGGAAGAUCACGAGUCAGAUCUGGAAGCCACGCCUGCAACCAAGAAGGCCAAAGCUGCCAUGCGUGCCAAGGCGAAAGCUGAUGCUGAGAAAGCUGCUAUCAAAGCCGCGGCUGUGCAAGUUAAAGCAGCCAACAAGCCUGCUCCUAAGAAGAAGGGGAGGGCGAAGAAGGAGCCUCAAGCUGUGCCAACUCCCAGCGCGUCCGACGAGGAGUCUGUUGAGGAGCCACACUUGCAUGAUGACGAGGAGGACGAUGUCCCUGCGCCCGUAGCCAAAAGACCGGAACUUUCACGUCAAGCCAGCAGGCGAACCGCUAAGAGCAGAGUGAGCUACAAGGAAGAUGACGACGAG
Messenger RNA from Pseudocercospora fijiensis CIRAD86, 1800 nucleotides. RefSeq lists its product as uncharacterized. The annotation marks the transcript as partial. Gene Ontology annotation, molecular function: endonuclease activity. The record is from RefSeq and is a predicted model, not a curated record. Lineage: Eukaryota; Fungi; Ascomycota; Dothideomycetes; Mycosphaerellales; Mycosphaerellaceae. Gene Ontology annotation, cellular component: mitochondrion; nucleus. The transcript has 2 exons. Gene Ontology annotation, biological process: nucleotide-excision repair; mitochondrial DNA repair; response to UV.